Messenger RNA from Mesitornis unicolor (brown roatelo), 513 nucleotides. RefSeq names its product caspase-3-like. The record is from RefSeq and is a predicted model, not a curated record. The annotation marks the transcript as partial. Lineage: Eukaryota; Metazoa; Chordata; Aves; Mesitornithiformes; Mesitornithidae. The transcript is spliced from 3 exons. Gene Ontology annotation, biological process: proteolysis. Gene Ontology annotation, molecular function: cysteine-type endopeptidase activity.
AGCCACGGGGACGAGGGGGUCGUGUUCGGCUGCGACUCGGAGCCGCUUAAACUGACCUGGAUUUUCCAGGUUUUGUCCUCGGGGGAGUGCCCGGUGCUCAGCAAAAUACCCAAAAUCUUCUUUAUCCAGGCCUGCAGGGGUGCACAGCUCGACCCGGGGGUGCUGGUGGAGUGCGACAGCGCAGGGACACAGUGUGAGCCGGACGGCUUCACCGAAUUCCUGUCCAUGCCUCCCCAAACCGUGGUGAUGUUCGCCUGCAGCCCGGGUUACGUGGCCUUCCUCAGGCCCAGCGGGUCCAUGUUCCUGCAGGCCGUGCUGCAGGCCCUGCGGGGCGAGCAGCGUCACCUGUCCCUGCACCGCCUCCUGACCCGCGUCACCGGGGAGGUGGCCUUCAACUGCCAGGCCAGGGGCACCUACGAGGGGUGCAAGGAGAUGCCCUGCUUCGUCACCAACCUCCUGCAGGACGUCUUCCCCUUCUCCGCACCCAUCAAUGAGGAUGAGGACGGUGUUUGA